AUGGCUAUUAAAGGGACUAAGCCCAAGAUAAUUUUGGCUGUCCUGUCUGCAACGUUUCAUCUUUGUAAUCACAAUGUGCUAGUCACCCAAGCCAUCCUCAGCGGCUGGAGGACUUUCUGGCAGUCGGUGGGCAAGGAGAGGGCGCAGAUGGCCUCCCCGGAGGAGGCGGGUGAGGAGACCAGCAUCCUGAGGCGACUGCCGAUUGAUGUACAACUAUAUAUUUUGUCAUUUCUUUCACCACAUGAUCUAUGUCAGUUGGGAAGUACAAAUCAUUAUUGGAAUGAAAUUGUACGGGAUCCAAUUCUGUGGAGAUAUUUUCUUUUGAGGGAUCUUCCUUGUUGGUCUUCUGUUGACUGGAAGUCUCUUCCAGAUCUAGAAAUCUUAAAAAAACCUGUAUCUGAAGUCACUGACAGUGCAUUAUUUGAUUAUAUGACGGUUUAUAAAAUGUGCUGUCCAUGUGCAAGAAGAGCUUUGAAAUCCAGCCGUCCUAUGUAUGGAGCUGUCACCUCCUUUUUACACUCAUUGAUCAUUCCGAAUGAACCACGAUUUGCUAUGUUUGGACCAGGUUUAGAAGAACUGAAUACAUCUUUGGUGUUGAGCUUGAUGUCUUCUGAAGAACUUAGUCCAACUGCUGGUUUGCCGCACAGACAGAUUGAUGGUAUUGGAUCAGGAGUCAGUUUUCAGUUGAGCAACCAACAUAAAUUUAACAUCCUGAUAUUGUAUUCAACUACCAGAAAGGAAAGGGAUAGGGCAAGGGAAGAACAUACAAGUGCAGUUAACAAGAUGUUCAACCUUCAACUUGGAGAUGACCAACGAAGAAGUCGAUACAGUGUAAUUCCACAAAUUCAGAAGGUCUGUGAAGCUGUAGAUGGGUUCAUCUAUGUUGCAAAUGCUGAGGCUCAUAAAAGACAUGAAUGGCAAGAUGAAUUUUCUCAUAUUAUGGCAAUGACAGAUCCAGCUUUUGGAUCUUCAGGAAGACCAAUGCUGGUUUUAUCUUGUAUUUCUGAAGCACAUGUGAAAAGAAUGCCCUGUUUUUAUUUGGCGCAUGAACUGCAUCUCAGCCAUCUAAACCACCCGUGGAUGGUCCAGGAUAUGGAGGCUGAUACUCUCACUGGCUUUUUGAGUGGCAUUGAGUGGCUUCUUGAAGAAGUAGAAUCUAAGCAGCCAAGAUGAUCCUCAUUUUGGACCUCCAGAACUGUGGAGAAAUUUUGAGACUCGGAGAAGUGAAGAAUUCUAUUACAAAGCCAUGUUGUGUUGUCACCCUUCAGUUUUCUGGUUCUUGGUGAUAUAGAAGAAUUCACCAGGACCACCUCACAGAUCCCUGUCAUGUGACGAAGUGGUUUCAAAGUGAAAAGAGUUUGUUGCAAAGGAGGAUAUGGUUCACAGCAAGCCGGGACAACCCCAGAGUGUGGGCAACAUGAAUUUCUUGGUUUUAGUUUCUUUUAUUUUGGUAUACUUUUUGACUUUGUUUACUCCCCACUCUAUUCUUACAUACUCACAAUUUAUCCCUGCACUGCUUUCAAUUUUGAAGUGUGCAUGCGUUUCCUCCUUUUCCCUAGAGCAUUAAGCAAGUAAUAAUGAGGACAGAUCACCCCAGGGAUGCUCAGGGCAAUCAGGGUGCAUGCCCACUGAGUGGAAAAUCCCUAGUCCUGCUUUAUGUUUUGUUUGUGGUCAUCUCUCCACCUAGGAUCUUUUUGCAAUUGGUUGAGGCCAUUUCACAUCUUGGUCCAGCACCCCACUUCCUGUCAUCAGAGGACGCAGCUUGUAGCAGCUCAGUCAACCUCAGCUACCUCCCCAAAAGAGCAACUUAUGAUGACCCACCACCCUCACUGCUCAUAUCUGACGAGCUAGUGGAGAAAAACAUGAGAUAUAGAAACUUAAAAAGAAUGAAAUGCUAUUAAUGGUUAAUUAAGAAAUUGAUUUGAACUCUACUGUAGUUCACUACAUUCUAAUCAGUGCUGUAUUUUUAUUGUCUAGAGAUGAAGCAAAGCAGUUAAACAUGCAAAUUCUGGUAUUGAAGGUAACCUAGCACAGAUUCCAGUUAUACAACUCUUGUCUCUAUGACAUUGAGGAUACUCCUUAAAUUCUGGAUAUUAGGCUUUUCACAUACAGAAUGAGAAUCAUUAUAUUUGCCUUGGAUUUAAAUUUGGCUAUAUUAAGAACUGAAUGUUAGUAUCUGGGAAAAUAACUUCUCUGUGGGAAGGCCUCACUUUUGAUACUAACAUUCUAAGUUGGGCUUUUCAGUGUCACUCUCUGAAAUGAUAAUCCUGCCACAUGACAGCUAUUUUAUAGGUAUAACUAACUAGUCAUAUAUUCAAAGUUCAGUGUUAAUCAAAACUUUUAUUAUCUUGAUUAAAUACUUGUAAAGUGUCCCCUUAUAGAUGGUGUGUUCUAAAACUGCAGUUAAAAUAGCAUAUUCUAAAGAAAUGUGUUUUAUUUAUACAAAGAAAGAGUAUAAUUGUUCGUAUUAUUGUCAAAAUAGUUUCCCUAAACAGUGAGAUUUGUCUGAUUCCUCCACUAAGGAAUUUUCUGUGGGACACCAUUUCCUUAAAGAUAAGGUCUAAACAUUUUAGCCUGCUAUCAUUGUAGGAAAGGUAAACUUUUUCAGUCUUUUUGCCGUAUUUAGUGACAUAAAAACACUGAUGAAUUGUGAAAUUGUAAUUGUUAUCAUGAUGAUAAGCUGUACUCAAACUUCAUUCAUGAAACAUUCCUAAAUAAAUCAGGCAAAAGUAUGAGACUAGAAAAAUAUUAGAAGCUUUUUUUAUUUACAAAAUAUUGCAGGGCUUGGGGAUGUAGCUCAGAGCACUUGUUUGGCAUGCACAAGUCCCUGAGUUUAAUCUCCAGUAUGGGCCCCCAAAAGUGUUUAGUAGUAAUACAAAAAAAGGAAAAAAAUGAAGUUUAAUAGUGCAUGCCUACUGUGUGUCAGGCUUUCAUUACAGGUGAUUCAGAAACAAAUAGCUUACAGCCUUUAACACAAUUGUUUUUCAGCAGUUUUCUCUCUCAGCUAAAGUUAUGGUUGAAUUUUUUAGUAUUUUGCAAAAUUAUAUAAAUUUGUAAUUUAAACAUUAGUAUGCAACAAGCAGAUAUUUCUCCUGUUAGGAAACAAAAGAAGAAAUAUUUAACUCCAAGAUCUCUUCAAAAUACUUUAAAGUGAUAACAGAAGGGAUGUGUAUGGGAAAACCUAACCUUCAUAGAAAGGAUUUGGUGACUUGUUUCAAUGGGCUUAGAAGUAUUGUUAGAACUUCAAAAUUUUAUUUCUACAAACAUGUCUUCAGUGAAGCAGUCAUUGUUGUGCACAAAGCUACAACUAAGCAGGCAACACAGAAUACCAUAGUUCAUGGUAGCAAAAUUUUCUAAAAAGAAGUGUUAUAGACUGUAUUAAUCAGCUUUAAUUUAUAUAAUAAAAUAUCUGAGGUAAUUAACAUAAUAAAAAGGAUUUAUUUUGGUUCAUGCUGAAGGAGAUUACAGUGUAAGAGAAGCAUAUUUUGGUGGGAGCACAUGCUAGAACAAACUAGUUGUACAGUGACACCUCUGUUCAUAAACUUAAAUAUUUCCAUGUUUCUGGUCGAAAAUCCAGUUGGAUGAGAACACAAACAGAUUAACUAUUGAAUUUCAUUUGGUUCUCAUUCAGUUUGGUUUGCAACUAGAAUUGUGGAAAGAAGUUAGUGAAUCAAGGAACCACUGAGACACAAUAUCCAAUAUCCAUAGUUUAAAGGAGGUUUAAUUUGUCUCACAGGUUCAGAGGAUUCAUUCCAUGUCAUCUGGCUCCAAGGCAGAACUAUCAUGGCAGAAGGGUGUGGCUGAGCUACACUGCUUAGUUUUGGCAGCUGAGAAACAGAACAGAGAACAGUGUCAGAGAAGAAAUGAGCCAGGCAUCAUACAUAAUACCAGGGUCAUGUUCCAUGACCCACCCAGAUACACCUAAAACUGUCUUUACUAAUCUGCUAGAUGUUUCUUUUUCUUUU
Messenger RNA from Fukomys damarensis (Damara mole-rat), 3965 nucleotides. It is a transcript of the gene Fbxo4, whose product is annotated as F-box protein 4. Gene Ontology annotation, cellular component: SCF ubiquitin ligase complex. The coding region runs from base 1 to 1173 and encodes 390 amino acids. The transcript is spliced from 9 exons. Gene Ontology annotation, biological process: protein polyubiquitination; SCF-dependent proteasomal ubiquitin-dependent protein catabolic process. Gene Ontology annotation, molecular function: protein binding. Lineage: Eukaryota; Metazoa; Chordata; Mammalia; Rodentia; Bathyergidae. The record is from RefSeq and is a predicted model, not a curated record.